GGGAAGGGAUAGGAGAGAGGGAGGGAGAGAGAAAAAGGAAGCUCUCCGAUAAGUUUUUGUGUAUUUCUCCAAAGUUACACAAACCAAAGGUAUGAUUGGAGGACUUCUGAGGAUCGACAUGCUGAAGCGAGAGAUCUGAAGGGGAGGACGGACACCAGUUUGUUAGCAGUUGUGCACAACUGAUGACCACAUAAAAUAUUAACAGUUUGUAAGGCCUUGGGCCUCGAGUAACUGUAGAGAGAUCCUGGACAGAUAGAAAAAGAGACAAUGUCUUCUGACUUGGACUCCAGUCUCACCAGCAUAGACUGGCUGCCCCAGCUGGGAAUCAGCAGCCUGCGCUCGGGUAAAGAGAGAGGAGGAGGGGAGAGGGACAAGAAGAAAGACAGAGGGAGGGAGAGGGGAGACUUCAUACCCCUUGUGCCGGACCCCUCCUCUGCUAACUGUAAAGGGAAACCCCCUCACAGCUACGCCACUCUCAUUGCCAUGGCAAUAGCAGCUGCACCUGAGAGGAAGUUGAGUCUGAAUGACAUCUACACCUGGAUCAGUGACACUUUUCCUUAUUACAGCCGAGCAGGCCGUGGAUGGAAGAACUCCAUUCGGCAUAAUCUGUCCCUUAAUAAAUGCUUCAGGAAAGUCCCUCGGCCGCAGAAUGACCCUGGCAAGGGUUCCUAUUGGACAAUGGAUGGACCUGCAGAGGUCAAUCAAGUGAGGGCACCCAAACGUCCCUAUCCAGAAGAGGAAGAGGAGAGGCUGGAUGUUCCACGAGCACCAGAGAGAGAGCCCUCCCCUCAUCACCCACAACCAACCCCCCACACAGACCACCAGCUUCUUAAGGCAGAGCCACUGGGUGCCAUCCAGCAACAAUCGCCCCAUCCUGCCUCCCUCUCUCCUCCUCCAUGCAAGCAACAGUCCCCCUACAUGCCAUCUCCCGUCUCCAGUCUCACUGUCCCUCAUCCGUCUGUCUCUCCUGCAGCGGGGCUCCCACCUGCUGCCUCAAUGUCUUCCAUCAACUCUUUCCCUCCUCCACAUCCACCAGGCCCCGUUUUUUCCAACCCCACUGUCUCUGCUACACCUCUGCCUGUUAUCAAUAUUUCUACAGAUGACACUCUGUCCUUUCCUACUAAUUCAAGGCACGAAUCUGUUUCCACUUUCUCCGGUGCUUCGAACUCUGUGCCGGUGCCUGUUUGCACCGUGUCGGGACACACUCACUCCUCUGUAUCUGUUGCCCUUCCCUCUGCCGUCCCCUCAUCUAUCACUGCCCCUCCUGUCUCAUUAAACUCCUUUGCUGAUCUCCCGCUCCGUUUCACCUUUGAUGAGCUGAACUUGCCAGACUUGUACGCAUCUUUCAAGUCUCUAGUUAAGACUAUGCGGGAGAGAGGGGGCUCACAGUCGGAUGUUGCUCCCCUGGCUGUGCCGAGCAGCGACAUUACCCCACUCCACACUCCAACUCUGCUGCCAAUGUCUCCUCACCCUGCAGCUGCACCACCUGCAACUGCACCGCCUGCAACUGCACCGCCUGCAACUGCACCACCAGCGGCUGCACACCCUCCUGAUACAGACCGUCUUUCGCAGUGCACGGUGCCAGCUGACUGGUUCAGUAAUCCAGAUUCUCUGAAGGAGAGCUUCCGCAUCGCCAGCAAUCUAGACUGGGCAAACAUAGACCUCACUGGUCACCCAGACCUGCUGGAGAGCAUGCGUCAGGCGGAGCUGUGUGACUGGGCACUGGACCCGGCACUCUUUACUUCCCUCUGUGAUUCUCUGAACCGCUUCUUCACUCAAAGGGGCAUGAUCAAUUCUGGGAAUAACUCCCCGCUGGCCCUCGGCAUCCCUCACUCCUUACAGGUCCCACCAUUCUCCUCCAAUCCACCUCCUACUCUCGCCAGCCUCACCCACCCCUCGCCCCUCCCCUACUCUCCCACAGUACCCCCAGCCAAUGGAGCACAGCUGCCUCGGAGGGCUCUGCAUAUGCAGGGACACAGCCUCCAGAGACCCCAGAUGACACAGCAUGCAAACACAGCCGCUGGGAUCCAGCCUCAGACUAUGGCACCACGACACCGUCCCCCAUUAAAGAGUCUCCACAGCAACAGCGAGGAGAUCCAGGACGACUUUGACUGGGAUUCUCUACUCGCUUGACCCCCUCUCGCUGUCUGUUGGAGAAAAGACAACAGAACUUCUCAGAGAAAUGUGACUCUUCACAGCCGUCUACACUAAACUCUAUGCAGAGGCUGCCUCACUGUCGUGCAUCUUGAAGCUUCUCUGACAGCAAGUUUGGGAUCAAGUUUGUCGCAUAUGACUGAACAUUGUAUUCUGAGGUUAAACAUUUUUUUUAUCACCUUCAUUCAAAUUCAUAUGCUGUAAUCGCUUUUGUUUUGCUUAUAUUCUGCAGGUAAUUGGCAGGGUGAUGUUUUCUGUUGGAUUGUAGAUUUAUAAACUUGUUCACCAAAGAAAAUAAAAAUGUAAAUUUAUUCUCGUCACAUUAUUGUACUCAGUAAAGAUUUCAUAUACGGGCAGCAUGAAACAAGCCAAACACACAUCCUGUGUUUUUUUUUGUUUGUUUUUUUUUUUUAUUUCAUAAAUUUCUUUAAUUUUUUUCCAUUUUACUUUUCAAAUGUGAAUGUUCACAGUCAACACCACACAAAGUUCAACCUUACCCGAUAAAAGAGAUUUUUUCUUGUUGAUAUAAAAUAACAAUAAAUUCAUCAAACUAAAUUAAAAGAACAGCAUGGAGCAUGUCAUCAA
This is a messenger RNA of Thunnus maccoyii (southern bluefin tuna), 2739 nucleotides long. RefSeq names its product forkhead box J2 (gene foxj2). Gene Ontology annotation, molecular function: RNA polymerase II cis-regulatory region sequence-specific DNA binding; DNA-binding transcription factor activity, RNA polymerase II-specific. Gene Ontology annotation, cellular component: nucleus. Gene Ontology annotation, biological process: regulation of transcription by RNA polymerase II. Lineage: Eukaryota; Metazoa; Chordata; Actinopteri; Scombriformes; Scombridae. The transcript is spliced from 10 exons. The record is from RefSeq and is a predicted model, not a curated record. The coding region runs from base 268 to 2133 and encodes 621 amino acids.